Messenger RNA from Rhopalosiphum maidis (corn leaf aphid), 1344 nucleotides. It is a transcript of the gene Pmi, whose product is annotated as transmembrane protein 11, mitochondrial. Gene Ontology annotation, cellular component: mitochondrial inner membrane. Gene Ontology annotation, biological process: inner mitochondrial membrane organization. The record is from RefSeq and is a predicted model, not a curated record. NCBI's taxonomy places the organism in Eukaryota, Metazoa, Arthropoda, Insecta, Hemiptera, Aphididae. The transcript is spliced from 3 exons. Bases 289 to 804 code for a protein of 171 amino acids.
UUUUCAAUGUCGUCCGCAACGUUCACGGUCCGUCUUUCUUUAUUUUUCUACCGAAGCGAAUGUUUUGUUCGGUACAUUGUUUAAUAAACACACAUCCCCGCCGAUAAAAGACGAACGUAGUUCGUACGCCGUACUAAAAUUAAAUGUGGUGUACAAGACGUGGUUAUCGGUAAAUAAUCGAUUUGAUUUUGAACGCAGUUCGCGAACAUCACAAAUGAUAGAGUUUCAUAAACUUUGAGUCUAAACUCUGUGAAUGGGACAUUUCAACGAGCACCAAGUGUUCAGAAAAUGUUAUCCUACGAAAUAAUAAAUCAAGAAGACACUGCCAUAAUAAGAGAAGUCUAUGACAAUGACAACUCACAGGAAAUGUUUGAACAGGAACUGGAUAAUGCCUUAGAGGCUGGCUACAAGUAUAUUAUUAUUGAGCCAACUCAGCUGGCUGAUGAAACUGUGAGAUGGAUUACUGUUGGAAAUUUUCUUUCUCAAACGGCUAUCAUAUCUAGUGCUUUGUCUGCAGGAACAGCUUAUUUUUGGACUUCGAAGCCAUUUGUAUAUGGCCCCUUGUGCAUGGCUUCAUUUGUAUGCACUGGACUAUAUAUGAUCUCAUGGCAGUUUGAUCCAUGCUGCAAGUAUCAGGUGCACAAGGACCCAAGAUUGAAAUCGCUUCAAAAGGAAGACAACACCCCAUCAUUGCCAGUGGUUAUAGAACGUGGCAGUGAUACCAAGAGGAAAAUUGUACACACGUCAGUAACAGUUGUGUCAACUGCUUAUUGUAUAUGGAAACUGUACGAAUAUUGCAAAUAAUCUUUCAAAUUGAGAUCAAAUUUUUAUGGGAACGUGAUGGUUCAAGAACAGUCAGCACAUUUUAAAAUUGUAUUUUAUAUAUGUACACUUGAUUUUAUUUUAUUUACCUACCAACUUAUGAUUGUAUGUACCUGAUAAUGUUGAAUGCCAGUGACUAAGAGAUUUCCUUCUCGGGUGUAGAGCAUAUAUCCAUGUUAAUCAUACUUUCUAUAUACAUUUCAUCUUUAAAUGAAUUAAUGAAUAAUAUUAAUAAUAAUAUUCAAUGCAAUUUCAUUGUUCACUGGAAUUAUUAUCGGCUUUACUUUGCGGGAUCAUAUUAAGAACUUGAAAUGUAAUUUUAUAAAAAAGUUUAAAUACUUAUUUCCAUCUUUCAUAAAGUUUUACAUUCAAAUAAAUACGAUGAUUAUUAGGCUUUAGAAACAUUGUAAUGACAAUUAUUAAGUCUUAUUAUUUAUUUUAUAUAAAAUAAUAAUAGUGACAAUUGACAAAGUAUAAUUUCUAUUUUCCUGAUAUUUAAACAUUUUAAACUAACCUAAAUUU